Brienomyrus brachyistius is the source of this 4909-nucleotide messenger RNA. Its product is annotated as G patch domain-containing protein 8. The record is from RefSeq and is a predicted model, not a curated record. The transcript is spliced from 4 exons. Gene Ontology annotation, cellular component: nucleus. Bases 913 to 4116 code for a protein of 1067 amino acids. Lineage: Eukaryota; Metazoa; Chordata; Actinopteri; Osteoglossiformes; Mormyridae.
UCUUUUUCCCCUCCCUCUUGUCUACUUAUCUACACAGAGAAACCUCCCAUAGAAACCUCCUGCAGAAACACCGUCAUGGAGAAGAGCGGAGGACAGAGUGUCAUUCACGAUCCCUCUUCAUCUGGAUCUCCCUUUUGAGCGCCGCACUGACUUCUCCUAAUGCAAAGAGCCCAGGCUGAUGUUUCUGGACGCCGGGAGAUGAAUUGGCUUAUAGGGGCAGAAAGCGAGCAGCUGCUACCCGGAGCACUGAGCAGAUCGUGAAGAUGUUCUGAUGCUGCGUUUGGAGAAUUGAGACAGGAAAGAUAUACGGGCUUUGAAGGAGCAGAUACUCAAGCAUCCUUCAGGAGAGUGAAUGUCUGUAGAUGCCAGGCAAGAAAAUAUCUUACUCAACCCAAGUGAAAGGUUCAACUUGCCGAAAAGAAUGGCCACUGGAAUGUCACAGAUGAUCCAAUAGUCUGGAGACGUUCAAGAAUAUCAAUAUCUACGGGACGCAACACAUCACACGUGCUUCGGUUAUAGCUAGAAGUGGAAGAGUCAUUUUAUGCACUUUCUGGCGUAUUACUGACUUUCAGUGUUUGCGUUUACCGUCGCUAAAUCAUAGCGGAGGACCUGAACAUACGAUCGGGAGGCAGUGGAGUUUCCUUUUAUUGCCCGGCGGGAGGAGAGAAUUUGCAUUGUAAUAGACACGGAGAAACCCUCACUAUGGGACAAGCUGCUGUUUACACCGACUGCGCCGUGGAGCCGCUUUCAUGAGCUGAAGGCGCCCAGCAGCCUCCUCCGCUGUAGGUGUCUGUCGGUGACACCCCGAUCCCCCGAGCGGGUGGCUCUGAUCACGGCUCCGGAACCGACAGCCGGCCGCCGGAUAACCCGCACCAGCGUCGACAUCUCCACAUAUGGGACACUGUGGACCGUAUGGCGUGCUACUACCUAGUGAUCAGCUCCACGCAUCUCAGCAAUGGCCAUUUGCGGAACAUUAAGGGAGUUUUCAGGGGUCCGCUGUGUGAGAGCGCUGGAGGCGACUCGCCGGACUAUGCAGAGAAAGGAAAGGCUAUCACCAAGGCUGUGGAGGACUUGAAGGCUAAUUUCUACUGUGAAUUAUGUGACAAACAGUAUCAGAAGCACCAGGAAUUUGACAACCACAUAAAUUCCUAUGACCAUGCUCACAAGCAGAGGCUCAAGGAGCUCAAGCAGAGGGAGUUUGCCCGAAACGUGGCCUCCAAAUCCUGGAAGGACGAGAGGAAGCAGGAGAGAGCACUGAGACGGCUCCACCAGCUGGCUGAGCUGCGGCAACAGACUGAUCGAGGUCCAGGGAAGUACAGAUCCCAGCAACAUGGCCAACGCCUCUUACCCGGGCGGGAGUUUCGGCUCGGGGCCCGGCACCUCCUCCCAGGCUCCGGGGGGACCUCUGCAGUGGUGACCUCCAGGUUCCCGCCGCCGCAGAGAGAACAGCUGCACAGUCGCAAGAAGCCAUCGCAAGGGAGCCGGGAUCACAGCGGCCGCAGGUCAGGGGUCUCCUUCUGCUUCUCCAGGAAAACUCAGCUGAAGCUAGAGUCGUCUGCAUCGGUCUUCAACGACAGUGUGGAGGAGGCCCCUGGAGACAGGGUGGCACUUUGGAGGCAGAGGCAAGACCCAGAGGCCUUCUGGGCACGGGUGGCAUCCCAUGGAGAUCUCACAACAGACACGGUUGAUGGUGGCACCCGGAGAGACCUGAUGAGUGGGAAGACGUCAUGGGAUAGCGAGGGGGAAGGACGGGAGCUCAGCAGGGCCAAAGAGGAGGGCUCCCUCACAUCGCCACUCCAGCCCCGAGUAAGGCAGUCAGACAAAAAGCCGAAAGAUGCUGACAGGAGGCUCCGUGCCACCUUUGUAGAGAACCCGGCAGAGGUGGGAGGUAGCCCGUCCCAGAGAGUAGGCACUGUGAUCCGGGAAACUCUCGGGUCUCGAGAGGGCAUGAGAACGCGAGACUUGGGAUCGGAGGCUGCCUGUGACCAUGGACAGAGAUAUAUCGUGGUCAACACUGACCCAGAUAAGAAACAGCUUUUGUUUGUAAAUGUUUUGGCCCGAGAUGGGGACACCAUGUUGAAAUGGCCUAAAGAACAAGUCCGGUACACAAAAUCGGAGCCCUACAUAUCCUACAGCUGCAACCCUCUUUACUUCAACCUCGCUCAAAGCAAGAGGAGAUUAACUAAAGACAUAUGUGACAUGGUUCCGGGGAAUGCUGAUGAGUCCAGGGAAAGUAGGGAGGGCCAAAGAGGAGCUUUUCACCUGGAAAACCGUCUUGGAAUUUCAAAGCCAAAGAAUGAACGGAGUCACAUAGAAUGUGAAACCCAUAAUGCGGAGGGUAAUGGAAAGCCCGGCGCUCUGUGUACUCAGAAUGCUGACUACCAGGUGUCCGUGGGAGACCCAAGUGACAAGUGUGCGGGUACGAAAAGGCUCACACUUAGCAAGAGGAAAAGGCAUCUGAAGUUGGCAAUGCUGAGCCGAAGGAAUAUGGUGACGAUGAGUGGAUCCAAGGCUCUCGCGCACUCACUCUCCACUGCACCGAACGCAAAGGAAAUGCAUCGGGUUCCAGCAACAGCAGCACUAGGCCCCGUGGGCAAAUCCUCUCCCCACCCUGCUCACUCCUCUGCCAGGCAGAAUCGGUUCAAGCUCCAUGGCAGUCGCUCUGCGGCACAAUCCAGCUCCACAUGGGUGACAGAGACCUCUGACCUGUGUUCCGACGAUGAGGGGCCACUGUACCGGGCCAGGAGAUGGCCGUCCUCUACUGGGUCAUCUCCUGGUUUGUCACUGAAGAGAAGAAGUGGCAGCAGGCCGGAUGAGAGCUGCAGCGAUGAUAGCUUAGUCCAUAAGAGGAGGCGUCCCGUCACACAGGUAGAGCGAAGUGAAAGACAGGGGUGGUGCAGGGAGGAGAGGAGCUCCAGCACAUGUAGCAGCACGGACACCUCCGAACUGAGCUGGGGCAGCCCAGGACGCCUACAGGCCCAGCCCAGACCCCGAGGCAGAGCCCACAGCUUCGAGGAACCCCAGCCAGUGAGGUCUUCCAAGGGAAAUUCCAAUUUGGUCUCCCGGGGAACGUCCCGUCUUGUCAAGCUUGCCUCCGUUGUGAGGAAAAUAACCAGAGACCAGCCUCAUUUGCUGAGGGCAGAUGAAAAGGACCACGCUGCUGCUUCAAAUGCCAAUCAGGCCGAAGAGUUAGAGGACAGGCCUGCAGAGGAUACAAACCCCACGAGGAAAAAGAUGAAUACCGCCAUGUGGUUACCUCUGAUAGGAAAGCUGCCCGCUGUCAGGAGGAGAGCCAAGAAGGAGAGAUGUGAGCUCAGCCAGGGCAGUGCAGAGCCCCGGGUCGUCCCGGACCAACCGGAGGAGGGCCCAGCUCCAUCUCCUCUGGAUUGUUCAGGGAGACUUGUCUGCCCCCGAUCCCCAGCCCAGACAGAGACCAGCACAGCAUCCUGGUCUGCAGAACACCCCUUUAGCAGUGAUGCGUAUCUCAGACAGCCGCUGGAGUCCAGCAGGCCCCAGAAGAGCUUCUCCCCGCCUCUGGCCGAGCAGCCAAUCACCUUCUCUGCAGAUGAGAUCGACAAGUACAAACAGCUUCAGCUCCAAGCCCAGUGGCAUGUGCAGCAGCAGCAGCAGCAGCAGCAUGCCAAGGCCGUCCCUGCGGUGCCACCGGAGCCGCCCAGUGCUGCCCCGGUGCCUGCCUUCCACCGGCUGCCUCUCCCACCGCAGAUGCCAGUCACUGGCCUCGCUCACACACUGCUUCCCCACCGGGCUUUGGCCGCAUUCGCCUCCUCCCUGGCCCAGCCACUUGCACCGCUAACGCCCCUGCACCCACUCCCCCAGCCCCGCCUCGCACCCAUCCAGCUGCCCACGGUCACACCCGCUCUCUUCCCCGCCCACCCCACGACCCUCCUGGCUGGCCCCCCUCUCCAUCUGAUCCCCACAGCCACCUUCCGCCCCACACACCUGACCCUCCAUCCGGUCCCAGCCGGCUCCCUCCUUCCAGCCCUGCUGGCUCCUAGCCCUUUGGCCCACGCCAGCUCCACCCUACACCUGCACCCUCUACUGCAACCUCUGUUUCCAGGCCAGAACCUCCAGCCACACUCCAGACCUUCCACAUAGACAGACCGGCCUCCAUCCACACUGUGAAGAACGGAGGCCAAUCAGGUCGAUAAGACAGGAGCAGACACAUGGUUGGAUCAUUUUACAGGACAACAGAGCUGAGCAUAAAUCAUGCUACACAACAGCAGGAACAUGUUUAGAUCAUGUUACAGGACAGCAGACAUGGUUAGAUUAUCUCACAUGACAGCAGAGACAUACUUAGAAUAUGUUACACGACAGCUCGGAUCAGAAAGACAGCAGUCAGUUCCAGUGUGGUCCAGGCUAUAGCUGUCCUUUCACUUCACUGUGUCUCACAGUGACAGUGCUCAGUUAACUGGGAAACAUAACAAAGUUUCUCAGAGUGCAUUUCCCUGCAGUCAGCAUCAUCCACUCACUGCCUUCACCGGAAUUUAAUUUUAAGCCAUAAAUUACACUUCAGCCUUCCAUGGGCACCGUCUCACUGUUAAUCGAAUGCCUAAAACCAUCUCACUACCGAAACAGCGUAAUUAGCCUUUGAAGUCGAUCCUCCACAUGUUGUUCUGCCUUGUGUUGGCGGAGGGGAGAGUGUAAACUUGCCGGGACUGAAUGAGAUCAUGCGGAUUACAGCUGUAUCAUAAUCUGCCCACACUCACGUGGAAGAGGAGCUUAAAACGGCCCUUUGCUGCCUCACUAUACAGUUGUGAAGAGGAGAGGUAGGGGCUGAGAACGGCCCUUUGCUGCCUCACUGUACAGUGGUGAAGUGGAGAGGUAGGGGCUGAGAACGGCCCUUUGCUGCCUCACUGUACAGUGGUGAAGUGGAGAGGUAGGGGCUGAG